Penicillium alfredii is the source of this 762-nucleotide messenger RNA. Its product is annotated as Mth938-like domain-containing protein. NCBI's taxonomy places the organism in Eukaryota, Fungi, Ascomycota, Eurotiomycetes, Eurotiales, Aspergillaceae. Gene Ontology annotation, cellular component: mitochondrial inner membrane. Gene Ontology annotation, biological process: mitochondrial respiratory chain complex I assembly. The record is from RefSeq and is a predicted model, not a curated record. The transcript has 2 exons. The coding region runs from base 1 to 762 and encodes 253 amino acids.
AUGCAUUCCCCAUCUCCCCAGCUCCUCCGCGCCCUGCGCACCUCGCUCAGCAGCACCCCAAACACCUCCCACCUCCGCAUCACCAGCCGAAUCCCUCAUCCAUCCCCAUCGCUCAGGACCCCAGCACCAGCAUGCCCACCCUCAAGACUAGGGACCGAGCUCCCGUCGACCCGCCGCUACAACAGCUCCCCAUCCAUCCGGCCGACCCGCAUGAUCCCGCGCGCGCACUCGCAUAAGCCCGCUGAUCACGACCGCGGCCCCGAGUCCAAGGAGGACACGCUGACGGAUUUUGCCGCGCUGAACGUGCUCGGGAAUAUUCCUGCGCCGACGACGGCCAUUGAUGCCUGUCUGGACUCGGGAUUUCAUCUUAAUAAUGGUGUUAAGGUGACGGGUGGCGAUGCGCUGCUGCUGGUGGGUGGGGAGGCCUUUUCCUGGCGUCCCUGGAAGGCUGUUGAGGGGGCGGUGGAUGAUCGAGCUGCGAAGGCGGCUAUGCUUAAUUCUAAGGGCCAGUUUGAGCUUGAUGAGCGGGUUUGGGGGUUGUUGGAUGUUGUUUGGCCGCGGCCUGAUCUGCUCAUCCUCGGUAUGGGAAGCUCUAUGUUUCCUCUCUCGCCGGAAACGAAACGCCAGAUCAACUCCUUGGGCAUCCGGGUGGAUAUCCUGGAUACUAGAAAUGCAGCCGCGCAGUUCAAUCUGCUUGCUACGGAGCGUGGGGUCACAGAGAUUGCGGCAGCAUUGAUUCCCAUCGGUUGGAAGGGCCGGUAG